Sorghum bicolor (sorghum) is the source of this 1032-nucleotide messenger RNA. RefSeq lists its product as uncharacterized. The transcript is spliced from 2 exons. The coding region runs from base 188 to 928 and encodes 246 amino acids. NCBI's taxonomy places the organism in Eukaryota, Viridiplantae, Streptophyta, Magnoliopsida, Poales, Poaceae. The record is from RefSeq and is a predicted model, not a curated record.
CCAACGGAGGCACCGCACUUUUAUUGACCGACGGACCGACCGUUCGUUGCCCACUGGGGUGGGAAGCAGUAAAAGCUGAAGCAGCUGCCGCAUUUCUUUCCUCUUUCUCAUUAUUAUUACCAACAACAAACUUAGAAAGAGAAGGAGGAAGCAGGAAGCAGGAGGAGGAGCACACGGCAGCAACAGAAUGCGGCGAAUCUGCAUCUCCAAGCUUGUGUUUCUCCUGCUGCUCUGCGCCAGGAUGCUGCUUCUUCCGGCGGGCGUAUCCUCUGCAAAGAUCCAUGGGAACCCAGCCAACGACCUUGUGGCCCUCAUCAACGGCAAGAGGGCGGCGAGCAAGCUGCCUGCGCUGCGCAACAGCAGAGGCCUCGGGUGCAUGGCCCUGCAGUACAUCUCCGAGUGCAUGGCCACGGGCGCCGCCUGCAGCAGCGGCAACACGGUGGCGUGCCAGCCUCCCGAGGCCCACAUCACGGAGGUCUACGCUGCCAACUGCGGCGUGGAGCUCCCCACGGUGGACGUCAUCUCCGGCCGCCUCGUCGGCUGCCACCGGGACCGCGACGGACCGGAGGACGCGCUGCAGGCCGUGCUGGCAUCACCCACCGGCAACGGCAACGGCAACAGCACCACCACCAAUGCGCUGGCGGUGAUCCGCGGCAAGGAGCACACCCAGGUGGGCGCCGGCUUCGACCGCGCGCACCGCCGCGGGCCCUUCUUCUGGUGCCUCCUCUUCAGCAGCGGCAGCGCCAACUCCACCUUCCUGCUGGAGGCCGGCGGCAAGGGCAUCGACCAGACCCAUGGCUGCUUCAGCGCUCCAGAUCGACCUUCGUGCAACGCCGCGCCGCCGCGCCACGGACAGCAGCUCAUGUUCACUACCAUUGCCGCAGCGGCUGGAAUGCUACUCUUCCUCUGUGGCCUUGUCGUCGAGUAGUUUUCAGUUCAAUUCAGGCUGGAUGAUGGAUGAUUUGCAGAUCUGGGUCCAAUGUCAUACAUAUGAAUUACUAUUCCCUUUUCAUUCCUGGAACUGGAAUCCUA